AUGGAUUUACAUCGUUAUCCCCUUGAUAUUCAAGACUGCGUAUUUAAAAUUGGUUUGUGUAUUCCCGCUCUAUUAUGCAAUUUUUUAGUAAAAAAUACAGCAGAAAAGGUACGCCUGGAAUGGUGUGAUGUUGACAGUAGUCCAUGUAAUUACAGUUAUGUGUAUGCGAAAUUUACUUUCAUUCGGCGUUUAACGGGUAGUAUACUCAAUGUUUACUUGCCAAGUACUGUAGUAGUAACCCUGUCCUGGCUAUCAUUCUGGUUAGAUGUGAAUGCAGUUCCCGCUCGUGUUACGCUCGGGGUUACCUCACUUCUUACCAUCAUCACUCAAAUGCUGCAGUCUAGAUCGUACACUCCGCCAGUGGACUAUGUAAAAGCUGUGGAUAUUUGGCUGCUCGCUUGUAUGUUUUUCAUCACAGCUUCGUUGAUAGAAUACGCAUUUGCUCACCAAUAUGUGGAAUUUAAAGAAAAAUGUAAUUCCCCACGUCCAGUUAAGAAAAAUGGAAAAUGGGCUGAGAAACGUAAAAAUUCUAAAGAGAAAAUUGAAAAAGUAAAAGGAAAACUUUGUGGUAUUUGGAAAAUUUUCAAGAUGCAAACCACCCUGAAUGGUCCUGAUUAUUAUUCUCGAAUUUUAUUUCCAACGGUACAGAUCGUAGGAAAAAUAUUUUCCAGAAGUCACCUCCCAACUAUUCAGGUGAUAUGUUGA
Molecule: messenger RNA, 705 nt
Organism: Centruroides sculpturatus (bark scorpion)
Lineage: Eukaryota; Metazoa; Arthropoda; Arachnida; Scorpiones; Buthidae
Product: glycine receptor subunit alpha-3-like
Exons: 5
Coding region: 1-705 (234 amino acids)
Biological process (GO): signal transduction; regulation of membrane potential; nervous system process
Cellular component (GO): membrane; neuron projection; synapse
Molecular function (GO): chloride channel activity; transmembrane signaling receptor activity; neurotransmitter receptor activity
Source: RefSeq, a predicted model, not a curated record